AUGACGAUGAACAAAACGAUUCUCUCCCACUGGGACUCCUUCUCGACCAAGGCCCAAAGCAAGAACUGCCGCGAGGCUCUCAACGGAUCCAACUUAGAUGUUGCUACCGUGGUAGCUGUUGCAAAACAUGGCGCCUUGAGUGAGAUCGAACAAAAUGCCUUGGAGGCCGUUGAGAACAGUGCCAAUGUGCUCGAAUCAAAGCUUGCUGCAGGCGAGGUGAUAUACGGGGUCAAUACCGGUUUUGGCGGCAGUGCAAAUACCCGAACAGAUGCUGUAGAAGACCUGCAGCAGAAUCUUCUCCGGAUGCUUCAGUACGGAGUAUUGCAUACGCCGCUGGUAUUGGAGCGUUCCAAUGAACCGAUGAAAGGCGAAUACCAAGCCCUACCGGACAACGCCUUUAAGCCGCCCGAGUUCCCUCUGAGCGACGCAGCGACAUCUACAUGUAUGCCUGAGUCGUGGGUGCGGGCGUCAAUGCUCAUUCGGCUCAAUUCGCUCCUCUCUGGACUGUCCGGGGUAAAGCAGGAUACAAUCAUGACACUAGCAAAGCUGGUUGACAAAAGAAUAACCCCCAGAGUUCCCCUCCGAGGAAGUAUCUCUGCUUCCGGAGAUUUGAGCCCUCUGGCAUACAUCGGAGGUGUCAUACAAGGAUCACCUACGAUGACAGUAAUGGCAGACGAUGCCUCAGGUGUACGGAGACUUCGAAGGGCUGAUCAGGCAUUGCUGGACCAGGGGGUCUCUCCUAUCAAACUUCGCGCGAAGGAGGGCCUGGCCAUUGUUAACGGCACUGCUGUCUCAGCUGCGGUAGGCGCACUGGCUCUCCACGAAGCGCUCGGUCAAGCGGCGUUGGCUCAGGUCCUCACUGCCAUGAGCGUUGAGGCGAUGUCCGGUACCGACGAGAGCUUCAAGCCUCUCUUUGGCAAAGCUCGCCCGCAUCCCGGCCAAAUCGACGUUUCGAACGCUAUACAUUACUUCCUAGCCAACUCCAAGCUCAUUAACCGCGAAGGGGGCGCAAACACAGGAGAGUUGCGCCAGGAUAGAUACUCUCUUCGCACUGCGCCGCAAUGGAUCGGACCGGUCCUGGAGGACUUGAGCCUAGCCCAUGAGCAGGUCAGUAUUGAGCUCAAGUCUGUUACAGACAACCCGUUGGUUGACUGGGAAGCUGGCGGUGAUAUACUGCAUGGUGGUAACUUUCAGGCCAAGGUUGUCACUAGUGCAUUGGAGAAGACUAGACAGGGCUUGCAGACCAUCGGACGCAUUCUAUUCUCCCAAUGCACCGAAAUGAUCAAUCCAGCAACAAAUCAUGGACUGCCUCCAAACCUUGUGGCUGGUGAUCCCAGUCGUUCUUUCAUUUGGAAAGGGACGGACAUCAUGAUAGCAGCCCUACAGGCAGAGCUUGGCUUUUUGGCCAACCCAGUGGGUAGUCAUGUACAGACCGCGGAAAUGAAUAACCAGGCGGUUAAUUCCCUAGCCCUAAUUUCCGGUCGUUAUACCCUGCAGGCAGUUGAAGUGCUUACACAGCUGAUGGCUGCACACCUCCUGGCGCUUUGCCAGGCUCUAGAUCUUCGUGUCUUGCGCAUCAAGUUUCUUGAUGCGUUUUCCCAGGACUUCCUAAAAAUGACCCAGACUGCAUUUGACCCCUAUCUCAAGGAUCAUGACACUGAAUUUUUUGAGUCACUUUGGCAAGGAUUUUGUCGGAAUCUCGAAGGCCUUGGAGGCGAAGAUUCUGCCACGCGUUUCAAGUCUGCAGUGGAAGCAUUACAAUCUGCCAUAUUAGAGAGGAUCGUGUUUCGAGAGACUACACUGACGGCUCUGAAGUCAUGGAUUAGUCAAUGUGCUGAAAAGGGCGAAGACACGUAUGAAAUCAUCAGACUGGAAUACGGAACCAGCCCACAGGCAGCUCCAUACCUGGGAUGCGCCUCGGCUCGACUAUAUAAAUACGUUCGAGAGGAGCUCCAAAUACCCUUUGUCUAUGAUGACGCCGUUCUCGACUCUGCCCGUCCAGACGGCACAACUAUCGGCAACAUGAUCACAAGGAUCUGUGAAGCAUUGCAGAGUGGUGCUUUGUAUUCCGUCGUCAUGGAGUGCUUCAGGGAUGCUUUGCAGGGAACUGAAAGGGUCGGGUUGAAUUUCCCUGCAAGCAUGCCAGUGAGAAGCAAUUUUGACGGACGAAGAGCUGCUAAUGUUGAAGGUUUCAACAUAGAUAUGACGCUUUCUGUCAAUUCUGCCAAACAUGUCAAGACACCGGUCAUCUCAGGCCAGCUCUUCCUGGAGAACCUUGAAUUGUUCCAUCACCUAGGUUCCGCUGUGAAUCAUGUCAAGUAA
Messenger RNA from Talaromyces atroroseus, 2322 nucleotides. RefSeq lists its product as hypothetical. NCBI's taxonomy places the organism in Eukaryota, Fungi, Ascomycota, Eurotiomycetes, Eurotiales, Trichocomaceae. Gene Ontology annotation, molecular function: ammonia-lyase activity. The record is from RefSeq and is a predicted model, not a curated record. Gene Ontology annotation, biological process: L-phenylalanine catabolic process. The transcript is spliced from 4 exons. Gene Ontology annotation, cellular component: cytoplasm. Bases 1 to 2322 code for a protein of 773 amino acids.